AUAUUAUUAUAUGCAUAGUAUUAAUUUUUAUACAAGAUGAACGAAAUAAUUACGAGUACUUUAAAAGAUGCCAACAGACAUUUAAACAAAUUGAAUGAACAAAAUGCAAUUUUAAAAAAAGCAAUAUUUGAAGUUGAAGAAUCCGCUCAAAAUACAAUCCGCGAAAUAGAUGCAAUAUUUGAUAAAAUUAAAAAUCAGAUAAACAAUAUUAUUGAAACGAAACGUAAUAAACUUAAAGAAAAUACAAAAUCAAUUCAAAUUAAAAGUAUAACACCGCUGAAGCAAUGUAAAAAAGUAAUAGAAAAUGAAAUAGUUUCAACUGAAAAAUAUAUAUUAUCGGGACAGCAUCUUUUAAAUACUACAGACGAAUUGUAUUCAGCGGAAUUUGAAGAACAAUCUAAAAAAUUAGGUUCAUUACCCGCAGUUCCAACAAUUGAAGAAAUUCCAUUUAUUAGCUUUCAGUACGAUUUAAAUGACUUAAUGGUUGAAUUUGAAACUCGCAUUAACAAUAUUGGAAAUAUUUCACAAAUAGGACCAAUACAGAUAACUCAACAUUUAGAACGACCUGGUGGUUGUUUAAUAGAAUGGAGUGAGUUAGAAGUCGAUGAUAAUACAUCAUUCGACAUUCAAUUAUAUAAUUUGCAAAGAUCUUAUGGAGAUUUAACUUUAAAUCCUGAACUGGAAGUCAAUUUUAAAGAUUGUUACACCGGUAGUAACUGUUUUUAUUUAGCAAAAGAUAUGCGUUGUAAUGACGUUUAUACAUUUCGUGUACGUUGUUUAACUGAAAAUAGUACAAUCUGGUCGGCGUGGUCUCGACCGUACGUAGUUUCAACACAUUUGAAACCAUUUAUGUGGAGCUCAGUCUCUACAGAUUAUAAAUUAACUAAUGAUAAUACUAUUGCCACAAAAUGUUCAACACACACAGCCAUUAUUUAUUCAGAUUCAGCUCAAUUUUAUCCGAAUUAUUCAAUUGAAUUUACAAUUUUAGAAAGUAGUGAACCAUCAAAAUUCCAAUGCAUUGGAUUAAUUGAUAAACCAAUACCAGAAGAAAAAAAUAUAAUACGUCAAGGAACAUUUGUGUUAUCAACCACCGGACAAUUAUUUGUGGAUGGAAAUGAAAAAUUAACGCAACUACCAAAACUAGACAAAAAUUCAAAGGUGAUUUUCUCAAGUGAACUUAUGUUACCGGAUAAAUUAAGAAUUACCGUCGAAAAUCAAAAUAAAACGGUCACAUAUGAUUGGAUCGUUGACGAUCCCGAACAACCGCUGUACUUUGCUGCAUGUAUGGACGGGCAACCAUGGAAAUUAUUAGUAGAAUAACAAUUUUUCUUUUGAAAAUAAUAAUUUAGCCAAAGUAUUUAUACUUAAUUUUUUAAAUAAUGUUAUUGAAAAAAAUGUAUUGUAAUCAGCUCUUAACCUCUUUGCCAAUUAUUUUUUAUUUGUGAUACAAAAUAAUUUUAAUUACC
Chrysoperla carnea is the source of this 1466-nucleotide messenger RNA. RefSeq names its product cytokine receptor-like factor 3. Gene Ontology annotation, molecular function: protein binding. The record is from RefSeq and is a predicted model, not a curated record. The transcript is spliced from 6 exons. Bases 37 to 1320 code for a protein of 427 amino acids. NCBI's taxonomy places the organism in Eukaryota, Metazoa, Arthropoda, Insecta, Neuroptera, Chrysopidae.